AUGCCUUUCGAUGUGGAUGUGAACGCUAUUGAUGAUCGUCUUCGACAAUUGGCCUUGUUUGAUCAAGCAACUUGUUACUCUAAACAAAAAGCUUCGCUUCAGAGAGAAUUAGAAAAUUUCCUUUCCUCUCUACCAGGCUUAAUUGCAGUUUCAACUGUUACACCACGUGAUAUUUGCCGUUUCUUGGUGUAUAAAGACAAGAAUGGGAAAACCCAGGUCCACCGUAACGGAUGCCCUCAUUUGGGGAAGAGAGGCACAUUUGAUUGUGCUUGCCCGUUAAGACUUUCCUAUAAAACUGUAGACUCGUAUAUUGGUAAACUACGGGCAAUCUUCCACACUAUUGGGCGUGAUGGGGAAUGGGAUAGACGCCUUGGCCUUGGAAACCCGGCUGCAGAUAAAUCGGUUAAGGACUAUCUCCGUUUAGUUACGGCUGAGCAGCUACAGGCAAGAGUAACGCCGAAACAAGCUUCCCCAUUUUUUGUGGACAAACUUGCUCAGUUAUCUGACUACAUCGAUAGAAAUCUGCAGUCUCCUAAUAUCACUCCAACACAACGUUUUAUUCUCGCGAGGGACCAGGCGUACUUUAAAGCGGUAUUUUCUAGUGGUGAUAGGCCUGGAGAUAUGGGCCUGGUGAAGGUACCAGAAAUUCUGAGAUUCCCAAAUGAUGAUGGUUUCCUGUUUAACCAUGUGUGAGGCAAAACCUUGAGGGACGGUGAUAAUAAUGUCUUUGAGAUCAAACGAAACCCACAGACAAAGAUCUGUCCUGUUCAGGGGAUAGAACAUUAUAUGGCAGUGGCUCAGCAACUAAGGAUCGAUUUAACGAGGGGUUAUCUUUUUCGCCCAACUACUCCUCAAGGGGGCAUACUCGAUGCACCAUUCAGCUCAACUGCGGCGGAGGCUCGUUUAAAGGGAUAG
Molecule: messenger RNA, 915 nt
Organism: Porites lobata
Lineage: Eukaryota; Metazoa; Cnidaria; Anthozoa; Scleractinia; Poritidae
Source: the annotation of a GenBank genome assembly